Molecule: messenger RNA, 1730 nt
Organism: Olea europaea var. sylvestris
Lineage: Eukaryota; Viridiplantae; Streptophyta; Magnoliopsida; Lamiales; Oleaceae
Product: decapping nuclease DXO homolog, chloroplastic-like
Exons: 4
Coding region: 1242-1547 (101 amino acids)
Biological process (GO): nuclear-transcribed mRNA catabolic process; NAD-cap decapping
Cellular component (GO): nucleus; cytosol
Molecular function (GO): mRNA 5'-diphosphatase activity
Source: RefSeq, a predicted model, not a curated record
AAAUGCAUUUUCAUCUAAAAAAUGUACACCAAACGGACUCUUAAUAGAAUAUACCCAUUUACUACCAAUUGGCUUAACACCAGUAGGACUGGGGACAAUAUCCCAAGUAUGAUUCUCCUGAAGAGUCUGAAUUUCUUCUUGCAUAGCCUUCUUCCAACAUUCCUGCUUAGUAGCCUGAGAAUAAGAUGUAGGAAUUGUGAUAUCAGCCAAAGUAGCAGAAAAACCAUACCUAUUAGGAGGAUGAAUAGUGCGGGAAGAUCGUCGAGGAGCCACAGAAGUAGGCACUGGAUCAGAAUUGUUUCCUUCCUUCCAAUUGAAGAUGUGAAGCUGUUGACCAAAAGAACAACACGAACUCAUCGACCAGAAAUUGGUAGACAUAUGUCGACCAAAAAAAAAAAUUGGUUGACCCUGAAUCUCAAAUCGAAGUAGUUGAACAGAAAUUGAUCAACCCAAAAUGAAAUCAAAUGUGAGAAAACUCCUGUUGCAUGAAAAGCAGAAGUAGAACUGAAGGAACUCGAAGAUUUGCUAUGGAUUUGAAAGGUAAGCUCUGAUACCAUGUCAAUCUUUAUGUGAAAGGCUGAAAUGACCUCUUCAUGAGGAUUCUUUCCAUUAAAUAGGAAUUUCAUUACAAAUUAUUGGCUAAUUUCUAGUAAUUUACAAUAUUUAGGUAAGUAACUAUAACGUGUAUAUACACUAAUUAUAGAAAUAUAAAUCUCCUCCAUAAUCUUUGCCAUCGAUAAGUUAGUUCUAGCAGGAAAUUUAGCUUGUUUUUGAAUGACUUGGUUUUUUUAACAUUUUGGUGAUGUGAGUCCACCCUAAAUUUCUAGUUAUUGUCCAUUUGGUGUUCUGAUUGUUCCGCUACUUCACUGUUUGGGUCUAACACUAUCUAUAAUUUGUUUCUUUAUUCGAGAGAGUGACUAUAGCUGAAUGGAAGUUCAAUAUCAUGUAUAUAGAGGAUCAAGUAAAUUUUGUUAUUGUGACUUUAGAAGCUUGCUUUUGAGUAUGAAAACAUUCAUUUACUGUUACUGUCUAUUACAUUCCCGAAAUUUUGCUUAUUUUACAACAUAUUCUUGUGAUAUGCCAUUAUUUUGGAACUCAAUGCUUCGGUUCACUUGGGGAAGCCCACAACAGCUUUGAGUUAAAGCUUGUUAACUUCUUAAGUUUUAUCUGUUGAUUGGCAUUUAGAUAGUCAAACGUGCAUCUUGACUUUCUUUGUAUCGGAAUCAUUGCUAUCUUUGCUGAUGCAGAUUCAAUCAUUCCUUGCUGGUGUACCAUAUGUUGUCAUUGGUUUCAGGGAUGAUGCUGGCCGACUCGUCCGUACUGAAAGACUAAGAACCAAAGAUAUAACACACAGAGUAAAGAUGAAAAAUUAUUGGCAGGGAGGAGUGUGCCUAGCAUUUGCUGAUGAGGUGUUGUGCUGGCUUUAUGGGACAGUUAAAGAGAAUGAAGACUACAUCCUGCAGUUUGCGUCACCUUUCACGCGAUUGGAGCUUCUUCAAGCACAAUCUUGCCCAGAUGAAAUCACUUCCCAUGUCAAGCAAUUAUAGCUACUUAUCAAGACUUGAAAAUAUCAUAAUCGAAUUAAAAUAUGAAUUAUAGUAUUUAAACUGGAUGUCGAGAGGGUAUUUAUUUUCGUUUUUCUUCUAUAUAUAAUUGAUUCUCGUAUUGUGUGAGACGAUCUUUUGAAUUGCUAUAGAAAUUAUAAAAUAACUUCUCAUCCACAUCCCUAA